Molecule: messenger RNA, 1054 nt
Organism: Cokeromyces recurvatus
Lineage: Eukaryota; Fungi; Mucoromycota; Mucoromycetes; Mucorales; Mucoraceae
Exons: 1
Coding region: 56-811 (251 amino acids)
Molecular function (GO): protein binding
Source: RefSeq, a predicted model, not a curated record
GCAAGGUGCAAAUAAGCUUAUCAGUUUUUCUAAAAAAUAAAAUAAAAUAAAAAGCAUGUCAAAGCGGAAACGUCUUGCAAAUGAAGACUGGGAAAUGACUUCAUCAUCAUCAACAGAUACGGAUAGUGAUGUUGAAGAAAUAAAAACAGAAAAACAACAACAAAAACCCUGUGGCUUAUUGUUUUUACCAUUUGAAAUUCUCUCCAACAUUUUUAUUCUUUCUUCGAAUCCUCAUUUACCAAUUGUUUGUCGUCAACUUUAUAACCGAUUAUACUUUGCCCCUAAUUUUAUUAAACUUCAAUUUAUUAUGUAUCGUGCUCAUAACGAUCUCCCAAAGGCAUUUGAACAUGCUCUUCGAUUCCCUUUUUUUGACAUGGACUUGAUGCAUAGGUUCGAUAAUUUAAACGGUAAACCUAUUCCAUAUCAAGACAAAAAAAUACCAGCACGAUUAUUUCUAUCUGAAUCCAAUACCUUAAAUGAUGAACUUGUGCUAGCAUUAUUAGAAAGAGGCGCAUCCCCAAAUCGACCCAAAGGAUAUCCACUAAUUAAAUCAGCUCAGUUAGGUCGCUUAGAUCAAGUUAAGUUGCUUAUAAAAUAUGGCGCAGAUCCAACAAUACGCAAUAAUAUGGCUCUUAGAGUAUGUGCAGCAAGAAAUAAUCGUGCAAUGGUGGACUAUUUCUUGGAUGAAUUAAAAGUAAAACCAGAUAGUGAAACUUUGAAGGUAUGUGUUCAUAGAAAUUUAUGGGAUAUGAUUCAAGUCCUAGUGGAUCAUGGUGCAGUUCCUGACAUGUCAACAAUUAAUGAUACUUGAUGAUAAAUCGAGAAAAUGUAAAAAUGUAAAAAAGAAAAAAAAGCCCUAUUUAUAUCAUAGACUUUGUAUCACAUAAACAGUUGUACAGAAUGUAAAUAUAAUAAUAAUUUUACUACAGCGGCGUUAACAAGUAACAGCUCCAAAUAGCCGCUUCCUCAUUUCUUAAUCAGUAUAACUUUAAUAAUGCAGCAAAUCUUUAAACAGAUUGAUUGAAUACCCAAUAAAAUAUCAAAUUAAUUUAAG